Molecule: messenger RNA, 3112 nt
Organism: Candoia aspera
Lineage: Eukaryota; Metazoa; Chordata; Lepidosauria; Squamata; Candoiidae
Gene: TMC5
Product: transmembrane channel like 5
Exons: 21
Coding region: 96-2609 (837 amino acids)
Cellular component (GO): plasma membrane
Molecular function (GO): mechanosensitive monoatomic ion channel activity
Source: RefSeq, a predicted model, not a curated record
GAAAUAGGUUCUUCAAGAUGAGAUUUGCAGAACCGAGAUAAUCUAAAUAAAUUUCCAGGGGCUGUAUCCGACAAAGGGCAGGAUUUGGAUCCAUCAUGUCCUUUCCUUACAGUGAUAUCCUUGAAAAUCCUGACUACCACCAUUCUGAAACAUUGGAAAUCGACAAGUUAAGACCUUCUCAAAGGAGUACUUCUUUUAAUCACAAUUCAGAUAAUACCUUUCCUUAUGUCCCCUUUGAUGAUUACAACAAGGAUGGAGGACAAAGGCAGAAUUCACCAGUUCUAAUACCCCUGAACUUAGUACAGAGUCAAUAUGAGGCGGAAUAUCAACCAAGAGAUUUUGGGUUUGAAUUGCCCAGCUCAAACCCAUAUGGAAAUGCACAUGUUAAUCCUUCCUUUGAAUAUGAACCAGAAUUUGGAUGGACGUUGCCUACUACCAGCCAGGCUUUCAAUAUUCAGGAUGCAGAUAGGUAUUCAGAUGAAUCAGAGAGAGAAGAAAAAUUAAUCAACGAUCUGUCAAUCGUGUCUACCAGUGAAAGAGUUAAAGCAAUCCAGAAGAUUCCCAAGUCAAUGAAAGAAAAACGUGAGAUUAGGAACCGUGUUCUUACAGAAAGAAAAAAGAAAUCCUACAGUGGGGAUGCGCAUCUUAAUUGUUGUGCCCAGUGCUUCUACAGCACAGCUUUGACCUUCCGGCAGCUAAAGAACAGCCUUGUGGACUGCCUUCAGCUUUUUUGGUUUUGGCAGAAGAUGCUCAAAGACAUUGGCAGCCAAUUUGGGACCAGCAUCCAUUCCUACUUUCUGUUCCUGUCGUGGCUCCUCAUGUUCAACAUUUUCUCAUUCCUUGUGAACUUCAGCUUUCUUGCUGUUCCUCAGCUGAUUGCAGCCCAACCAAACCACCUUUCCUUCACGGGUCUGGAGUUUUUCACCGGAGCUGGUUACUUUACAAACACUGUGCUCUACAGCGGCUUUUAUACCAACGCUACAAUAGCAAAAAUUGAGAACACCUCACCGUAUUACAUGCAACUCGCUUACAUUUUCACAAUUGGGAUUUAUUUUAUCAUCUGCUUUCUCAGCUUGAUCUACAGCAUGGCUAAAUCCUUCCGUAACAACGUCAUUACACCUCAGACUCACUCUGGAAACGCUGCCAAGCUCCUCUGCAUCUGGGACUUCAGUGUAAUCGGCGAGAAAGCUGUACAGAUGAAUCAGAAAAAUAUCAGCACGCAGAUCAAGGAGACCCUUUCCGACAUGCAUGCUGAAUCUCUGAAGCUUUCUCUGAAGGGGAGGAUUUCCCGCAUCUCUAUUCAUCUGGCCAUCUGGUUUCUCUCGCUGGGCUCUGCGGUGGCUUCGUGUGCCGGCAUUUAUUUCUUUUCCCUCAUCAAUUUACAGUUAUUUCUGAACAGGGAAAACAAGCUGGAAAAUGAAGCUGCCACGCUGGUCUUGCCUAUUGUGGUGAGCCUCCUCAACCACGUGAUGCCUUUCCUGUACUCGUUCUCCAGCAUGGUUGAAAAGUUCACCUACCCCAGGCACCAGAUCUACACUGCUAUUAUCAGAAAUAUCAUCCUGAAAAUAUCUAUCAUUGGAAUCCUCUGCUACUACUGGCUCAACAUAGUAGCUGUAUCCAAAGUAGAGUGCUGGGAAACCUUGAUUGGCCAAGAUAUAUACAGGCUGCUCAUAGCAGACUUUGUCUGCUGCCUCCUGGGUUCAUUCUUUGGUGAAUUUCUCCUACGACUUAUGGGCACAAAAUGCUGUAAAAAACUUGGAGUGCCAGAAUUUGACAUUGCUCGAAAUGUUCUGGAUUUGAUCUACGCUCAGACGUUGACAUGGAUUGGGAUCUUCUUCUCCCCUCUGAUUCCUGCCAUCCAGAUGAUAACAUUUUUCAUAAUAUUUUGUGUGAAAAAGGUCAGCCUGUUGAUGAACUGCCAGCCGCCCUGCAGAGCUUGGCGAGGAUCACAGAUGAACACAAUUUUUGUCUUCCUGCUCUUUUUCCCGUCUUUCACUGGAGUCCUGUCGGUCAUCGCGGUCACUGUCUGGAGACGGAAGCCUUCAGAAGCAUGUGGUCCUUUCCGAGGUCUGACAACUACCUUCGAGGCUAUUUCUGGCUGGGUGUCAGUCUUGGCUUCCUCCCCAAGCUCAGAAUGGGUGGUGUGGAUCUAUCGCAACUUAGUCGAGAGCACCCAUUUCUUCUUCAUCCUUUCAAUCAUUGUGUUGAUACUCACAUACCUCUACUGGCAGAUCAUCAACGGGCGAAAAACCAUGGUUAAACUCCUACAACAGCAGAUUGUUAACGCAGGCAAAGAUAAAAUGUUUCUACUGAAGAAAUUGCGUGUGCUGCAAGCUUCGAAGCUGCCCUGUUUGGGAAGGCAGCCAGAGAUGGACUUGUCUUUGAACCAGCAAAUCCCUGUUUUGCUGCCCAGCUGCAUAGAGUACUCUCCACGGACAGAAAAUAGAGAUUCUGCUACUGAGUCCACUAGAUACCCUGCGAUGAGCAGCUUCACUCAUGAGGGUAGCCAAACAGCCAGGAAUGCUGGAGUAUCUGAAGCCCUGGCUUUGGCUUUGAGAGCCAGGCAAGAGGCUGAAUGGGAAAUGGAAGAAGGAAGCUCGUGGAAUUGAAGAGAGGAGUGAAGUAAUGUCUACCCCCCACCAAGCACUCCUUUGCUAUUUGCACAAAUCAGGUCUUGGGCGGAACUGACAGACCCCUAAAAGUGAGACCUUUUAAAAUCCAAUUACUGUACACUUUUACAUUUGUUGAGGUUUUUCUUUAUUAUGACUUGAGAAGACGCAGGCGCCAAACUCUUCUUUAUGACAACAAUCUCUCCCCAGACUUCACCAAAACUUACUCUUCAACAGAGGAAACAGGCUAGAUUAAUCAGUUUUAUCAUGGAAAUCUGGUAGUGUGGAAAUAUAACUCAUCCCUGAUUGUAACUGCCGGGAAUAAUUCCGUAAGCAUUGUUAUCAUUUUCUCUCCAAAUUUAUUUUUGUUGUUGUGAGGAUUUCUUUUUGACCGAGAUUAUACAGAGGUUUAUACAGAACAAUGAAGGAAACACUGAUUUCUUUAGACGAACAUGUACAGUGGCAUCAUGAUGAAAUAAAGGCAGAAACAGAUUUACAUCUCA